This is a messenger RNA of Helianthus annuus (common sunflower), 1576 nucleotides long. RefSeq lists its product as uncharacterized. The record is from RefSeq and is a predicted model, not a curated record. The transcript is spliced from 2 exons. NCBI's taxonomy places the organism in Eukaryota, Viridiplantae, Streptophyta, Magnoliopsida, Asterales, Asteraceae. The coding region runs from base 968 to 1444 and encodes 158 amino acids.
UAAUAUUAGGCUCCACGGUAUGGAGGAUCGUCCCCCAUCGUCCCCCUUCGUCGCCGAUCGUCCAGGCAUUUCGCCCCCCUCGUCGCCGAACCUCUAGCGUCCUCCUCGUCGACUUGUGGACGUUGAGGACGAUCCACUACAAGACAAAACACACUCAAUAAACCCCAAAUCCAAAUCAAACCCUUCUCCUUCUCCGAUCUGGUUCAUUCUCCGAUCGUGUCGGUUGAGACCAGCGUCAUUGUUUAAAUCGAACUGUUGAAAGAUCCUCUUCACCUUCUCCGAUCUGGUUCCUCUGGUAGCUAUUUGGUUGUAGUUCUGUGAUUUUGGGUUUGUGGGUGUUGAUAAAGAGCUCCGGCGACAUUACGCCCACUGUUGAUUAUUCCGGUGACAUUUCUUCUUAUCCGCUGUUUUUUGCUCAGGUAUAUUGGUUUUAAGUUUAGUUACUUUUUGAAUGUUUAUGGUUAAAGUAUUAUGAUCAGAUCUGCCACUUUAAAGCUAAAAAUAGAUGUUGAAUUGGGUGGUUUGAUUUAUUGUUUGAUGUGUGAUUUAAGUAUGUUUGUGUUUGUGUUAAUGUUUGAUGUUGGUUUUGGAGGUUAAUUUGUGUUGUUGUUUGGUAAUUGAAAGUGAAUGUGUGAUCGGAUGAACCGCAUUUUGUGGUUGUUGAUUAAGAACCAAAAUUGGGGCUUUUUGUGAUGGUUGAUCAGAUGCAAAGCAUCAAUCUUGUUGUUGAUUUGUGGGGUAGGAUAAAUUAAAAAGUAGAUAAAUUAAAAGUGGAGAUGAUUUGGAAGCUAAACUGGCUUCCAAACUAACAAUUGAAAGUGGUAAGGUUGGUGUUAGUUUGGAUGAGGAAAAAAAGAUCGGUGAGAAGAACAGCUCGGUUUCGGAUAAAGCGAGUGAUGGGAACAGCAGCCUCGGGAAGACAAGCGGGAGCGCGCGUGUCGAUUUUGUGGAGAGUGGGAAGAGUAGUAUGUGUAGAGGAAGUACAAGCAGCAAUGUAAGUGAUGAAAGAAGCUGUAGUAGUUUCAGUAGCAGUAUCAACAGGUUGGACCACCCGUUUCUUCCAACAUUAUACACUCAUUUUGAGACCGAUAAGUUUCUUCCAAUCGUUGGACCACCAGUUAACGUCACCAACUUCGUUUCAGUGAGGCUUGCAGGUCGCAGCAACUAUCGUAUCUGGAAGGCUCAGAUGUUUUGCCUCAUAAAAAGUCAGGUGUUGCUUCAUAUCAUUGAUGCUGAAAAUCCUUUUCCAGAGGAUAACAUGAUUGUCCAAUAUGACGAACUUGUCAAAGGUUGGAUCUUUGGUACUAUGAGCGACCAUGUAAAUAAUUUUGUAGGUCAACCAAUACGCGAUUCUGAAGUGUCCUUGAAGCCUGAACAUUUUGAGGGUUUGCGUUUUGAUUUUACCAAGGGUCUCAAUAAAAAAUUCUCACUAAGUCACAGGUAACUUGCUAGUUUUUGUUUUAGAGAGUUAAUAUUUUUUCUUUAGUUUAAUGAUUAUGUGUGUUUAUUGUGUCAUUUGGAACAACGCUCAAAACGAACCCGACCACGACAUGGAAGACGAAGACUAGUAGCUUAU